Messenger RNA from Acromyrmex echinatior (Panamanian leafcutter ant), 1105 nucleotides. RefSeq lists its product as uncharacterized. The record is from RefSeq and is a predicted model, not a curated record. Lineage: Eukaryota; Metazoa; Arthropoda; Insecta; Hymenoptera; Formicidae.
UCGAAGGGGGCCUUCAGUCGAUCGUCCGGACUGUGCAAGGAAGUCAUAUCAAAAAAUAUUUUUUUAAAUAUGAAGCUCUUGAGAUACUGUCUUUUUUGCCUCUUCGCCAUGAGAGUGCAAUCAAAGCCACAAAUAACGAAGCUAUUUCCAGUGGAAGGAUUGACGGCAUAUCACAAACAAUUUAAUGAUACCACGAAAUCGUUAGAUAAAUUUUGGGAAAAACUACGCACAACAUAUAAUUUUGUUUUCCAUCAACCCGGUAACACCAGCAACAUAGAAAAAAUCCUAGCAAAGAACGCAUCAAAUCCUAAUUUGCAAACUUUGAGAUUAAUAUGGACUGACACGGUAAAAGCAGAUAAUUAUACAAAUCUCAAGUAUCCCAACAAUACCUUCCUGGAUCAGAUAAAGUCACUGUCGAUACCAAAAAGUCGUGACAGCAAGGCGACUUCGAGUAAUCUCAAGAAAGAUUCAUCUGUCGAAAUAAAAACAAACGAAAAUAAUGUGAGCUCUACGAAUUUCAAUAAAACAAGUUCUAAUGAAGCUAAAAUACUACCUGACGAUGAUUGGUUCAAUGACAUUCAACCUUUGGAACAAUUGGAACUGCAAGACGAAGAGCUGGAUAAGAAAAAUGAGGUGGAAAGCGUGACGCCAGGAACGACCCUUCCGACGACAGUGGGUCGUCAUCUGCUUGAGUGGCUUGGAACUCUUUUCGGAUUUACUUAUAGCAUUUACAAUAAAUUAUCGAGCGCUGCUUGUGGAAACGAAAAGCUAACACAAUGAUAAAAUAAACCGACAAAAAGUAAAAUAAAAUACGAUAAUUAGAUCAGAAACCAUAUUACGUUAAUCCAUUUAUAAAUUUGCGCAUCAAAUCAAAUAAAAUAAUUUAAUUCGUGAUAAGUUAAUUUAUUCGACAAACAAUAUACCAACUUUAUAAUCGCAUAUGUCUUACGAAAUGAAUUGUUAUCCAUCUGAUAAUUAUUAUAUCGUAGAUCUCUUGACUUUUCUAAUUAAAUUUGCGAUUCUUGAAUAGUUUUCUAUCGAUUAUUAGAUACAUAAAAUUGAUGAUUAAUUUUUCGUUCAAACAAUUAUCAAUUUAUAUGUACUG